Molecule: messenger RNA, 348 nt
Organism: Seminavis robusta
Lineage: Eukaryota; Bacillariophyta; Bacillariophyceae; Naviculales; Naviculaceae
Source: the annotation of a GenBank genome assembly
AUGAGCGAGAAGGAGACCAACAAAGAAACGACGGCGGCAAUGGCGGAGUCGGACGCUGCCGAGAAGAAAAAGUCGGUGUCAGGUGGAGGCAUGGCAAAAGUCGGAGCCUUCCCCGUAUCGCCUUCUAGUGAAGCACAAGCGCCACCCAGGAUGGAGAAACAACCCACAAUUGCACGCAUCGACGACGACGCCGAUGAUUGUCAGGAUGAUGAAGCCAAGACUGAAGAAGCAAGUAAUGUUGCCAAGAGAGCAACGGAUGACCAACCCAGAGAGAUUUUACUUCGGUAUGCCUCUUUGACGUUCGAGUUGCCAGAGGUGCCUACAUCGUCCGGAUUGUCAGCACUGUGA